UGAGUCGAUUCGCUAAAAUUUGACCUUCCUCAUUGCAAAUUGUGAGUAUAUAAACUAGAUCACGGGGUGUCACAUUUAUCAUUCGCAUUUGUGAUACAUACAAACAUGUUCUCCAAAAUCGUAGCCCUUUGCGCCUUCGCGGCUGUAGCCCAGGCCGGUCUCCUGGUUGAGCCGCACUACUCCUCGGCCGCCGCUGUCUCCUCGCAGAGCAUCGUGCGCCACGACCAGCCCCAGCUUGCCCACAAGCUGGUGGCUGCUCCCGUCGCCUACCACGCCGCUCCCUCUCACGUUGAAUACCACGCCGCUCCUGCUCACGUCGCCUACCACGCUGCCCCCGCCCCCGUCACCUACCACGCCGCCCCUGCUCCCGUCACCUACCACGCCGCUCCCGCUCCUGUUGCGUACCACGCCGCUCCUCCGCACUACUCCUCGGCCGCCGCAGUCUCCUCGCAGAGCAUCGUGCGCCACGACCAGCCCCAGCUGGCCCACAAGCUGGUGGCUGCCCCCGUCGCCUACCACGCCGCCCCCGCUCACGUUGAAUACCACGCCGCUCCCGCUCACGUCGCCUACCACGCUGCCCCCGCCCCCGUCACGUACCACGCCGCCCCUGCUGCCGUUGCCUACCACGCCGCUCCCGCUCCUGUUGCGUACCACACCGCUCCUGCUGCUGUCCACUACAGUGCUCCCAUCGCUCACGAAGAAAUUGCCCACCCCCAAUACGAGUACUCUUACUCCGUUGCUGACGGACACUCCGGCGACAACAAGUCCCAGCAGGAGACCCGCGACGGAGAUGUUGUGAAGGGCUCUUACUCCCUCAAGGAGGCUGACGGCUCCAUCCGCACCGUGGAGUACACCGCUGACGACCACAAUGGCUUCAACGCGGUGGUGCACAACACCGCCCCCACCCACGCCCCCGUCGUGGUCAAGGCCGCUCCCGUCGUCUACUCCGCUCCCACUUACUACCAUCAUCACGGGGUGUCACAUUUAUCAUUCACAUUUGUGAUACAUACAAACAUGUUCUCCAAAAUAGUAGCCCUUUGCGCCUUCGCGGCUGUAGCCCAGGCCGGUCUCCUGGUUGAGCCGCACUACUCCUCGGCUGCCGCCGUCUCCUCGCAGAGCAUCGUGCGCCACGACCAGCCCCAGCUGGCCCACAAGCUGGAGGCUGCUCCCGUUGCCUACCACGCCGCUCCCGCUAACGUUGAAUACCACGCCGCUCCCACUCACGUUGAAUACCACGCCGCUCCAGCUCACGUCGCCUACCACGCUGCUCCCGCCCCCGUCACCUACCACGCCGCUCCCGCUCCUGUUGCGUACCACGCCGCUCCUGCUGAUGUCCACUACACCGCUCCCAUCGCUCACGAAGAAAUUGCCCACCCCAAAUACGAGUACACUUACUCCGUGGCUGACGACCACACCGGCGACAACAAGUCCCAGCAGGAGACCCGCGACGGAGAUGUCGUGAAGGGCUCUUACUCUUUCCACGAGGCUGACGGCUCCAUCCGCACCGUGGAGUACACCGCUGACGACCACAACGGCUUCAACGCGGUGGUGCACAACACCGCCCCCACGCACGCCCCCGUCGUGGUCAAGGCCGCUCCCGUCGUCUACUCCGCUCCCACUUACUACCAUCACUAAACAAU
Cydia splendana is the source of this 1640-nucleotide messenger RNA. Its product is annotated as histidine-rich protein PFHRP-II-like. Gene Ontology annotation, cellular component: extracellular matrix. The transcript has 7 exons. The coding region runs from base 106 to 1635 and encodes 509 amino acids. The record is from RefSeq and is a predicted model, not a curated record. Lineage: Eukaryota; Metazoa; Arthropoda; Insecta; Lepidoptera; Tortricidae.